Messenger RNA from Clupea harengus (Atlantic herring), 4129 nucleotides. RefSeq names its product mex-3 RNA binding family member C (gene mex3c). Gene Ontology annotation, molecular function: RNA binding. The record is from RefSeq and is a predicted model, not a curated record. Lineage: Eukaryota; Metazoa; Chordata; Actinopteri; Clupeiformes; Clupeidae.
AUGCUCGAACUACCAAUAGCAAAUGAGUUCAUCUGAUCAAGGGCGUGGUUACUUGCAGUGAAGAUGAGACAAAGAAGCCAAGGGAAGGCUGGAGAACUGUAGCCACUUUAUAGAAAAAAGGUCCAAAAACAUUGGCAGUUACAGCCAAAAACGGAUGUAACAUAUUAAGCCAGCGAUAUUUUAAUUCCGUAACUAUAUGGUUAACUUUGUUUCGCACGAGUUACAUCGUAAUUGUUUUGAUAAAAACGUCAAGCAUUGACCAUGCCCAGUAGCACAUCUUUGUUGGAGAACGAGGAAACAGAGCCUGAGCUCCCGCCACUAGUCCAAACAUUUGCCGGCAUGGGCAUCGAUGACCACGGCGCGCAAAGCCAAGCUGAACAGCCAACUCUUCCUCAUCAAUGUCGGGCCUCGCCUUUCAGCCUGCUAGGUGCUGUUUUGGACCUUCAGCCUUUACCGCUCAACACAGCGGGAACGGAGGAGGGCGACGACGAUAAGUCUGAGGAAGAGGCACUAAAUGAGAAUGAAUCUGUGAACCAUUCACUGCUCGCACAGGCCCAUGUCUCAGGGCUAGGCUCUGUCAUGCUCCCAGGACAUGAGGCCCAAGAGUCAGUCGUCCUCUACAGUGAUGGGCUUGACGAUUCAUCUGCCCAGCAGGUUCCUGGGAUGAUGAUACCAUAUGGGGAACCUGGAUAUGAACCACCUCUGAUUAAUAUGAGAAGAAAGAGCGUCAAUACCAAGGAAUGUGUCGAGGUGCCUAGCUCUGAGCACGUAGCCGAGAUAGUCGGCCGACAGGGUUGCAAAAUCAAGGCAUUGAGGGCAAAGACCAACACCUACAUCAAAACACCAGUGAGAGGGGAGGAGCCAGUAUUUGUAGUCACUGGCCGGAAAGAAGAUGUGGCCAUGGCUAAAAGAGAGAUUCUUUCAGCUGCUGAACAUUUUUCCCACAUCCGAGCCUCCCGGAACAAAGCAGGACCGUUAGCAACCACCGGACCUGGGCUGACUAGUGCCCCCUCCUUGCCUGGUCAAACCACCAUCCAGGUUCGUGUGCCAUACCGUGUAGUGGGUCUGGUAGUGGGGCCUAAAGGUGCCACCAUUAAGCGAAUUCAACAGCAGACUCACACCUACAUUGUCACACCCAGUCGCGACAAGGAGCCUGUAUUUGAGGUCACAGGAAUGCCCGAGAAUGUUGACCGAGCUCGCGAAGAGAUUGAAGCACACAUCGCCAUGCGCACAGGCAGCUGCGUUGACAUGAGCACAGAAGACAACGACUUCCAUUGCAACGGUACUGACGUCAGCUUCGAAACAAGCGGCUGUGGGGCCUGGCUCCAUUCAAACACGGUUCCGCCCAGCGGAGUCCAUCGGGGAACAGGCACCGGCUCGGCCCGGAUCACCGCCAACUAUCGCAAUGACAGCUCGAGCUCUCUUGGUAGUGGUUCCUCUGACUCGUUCUACAGUGGUGGAGGAAACCGCAUGGCUGACUUCAGUCCCACAAGUCCAUUCAACAGUAACAGCAGCAGUAGCAGCAGCGGAGGUGGUGGUGGUAGCGGUGGUGGUAGCUUCUGGUUCGGGGAGUCCUUACUUCCCGCGGGGUCAGAGGACCUGGCUGGGCUGGAUCCACCAGGCUUCGACAGUCUUCCCAUUGCGACGGCGCCCUCGGUCAAUGCCGUGCCGAUUGUGUGGAACCCCUACGAGCAGGCCAUCCAUGUCUUCGACACUCGCACCCCCUCGUUCCGCGACAGCCAGCCAGGGACCCCACGCCUCUCGCCCACCUUUCAGGAAGCCCUCGAGCACCCCAUGGCCCAGUUUGUGCAGAGCGGCUACCUCAGCUCAGAUGCGCACAAGCUCACCAACUACGGCCCUGCCUUCUCGUCCUCCAGUGACAGCACCACCUCCAACUCUCCUCCCGACCAUCAGUUUUGUGGCCCAACCUCUCGAGGAGGCGGCCUCUACUCGCUUCCAAGGGAGUGACGCCCAUCGUCGCUGUCCCAUGCUCCCCCUGGCCUGGGCAUUGUGGUCUUUCCUGCAUAGAAUGCACUCACAGUAUUCUACACAGUGCAUAGCCCGUCUGCACUUGUGUACCAGACGCAUGACCCAGGCUGUAAAGCUAGGUAGAAUGUGAGCUGAUCUGAGGUGUCAGACGAGAGGUCCUGGGGGAAGCAUGUGUACUACUUAGGUGUAAUGUUUGGGAUGGGACCUUGGGAUGUAGCUGGUAGUUAGAGGGAGAGGGCGUAAGGGUGAAAAUAAGGAAAUAUCAAAGAAUAUGGAGUUUUAUUUUUACAUUACAUUAAUCCUGUUAUUUUUUUAUCAUUUGUAUUUUUAUUUUCCAGAAAUGUUAAAACAUACGGUUAAAACAAAGUUUAAAUCAAGGCUAAUGUCUAACUUUUUUCCUGUCAAUUUAAAACACCCCAUGUGUUUAGCUGCUAUGUUGAUUUCCUGUAUUUCUUUUAAAUUUUCUUUCUUAAUUUUGAAUAUUUUUUACUUUUUCCAUCUUCGCAUUGCUGAAAUUGGGGUGGAGUAGGUUCUUCCUUGGGAAUUGAGAAGUGUCGCGCAUUGCUGCGCUAUCCAUUUCUUCAAAGAACGUGCUUAGAUUUUUAUUUUUCUAGUUCCGUUUAGAUUUACUCGUGCCUAAUCCAAUUCCACUUGAUUACAAUCCAACCUUUAGUUUUGUGUGCGUAGUGUUACCAUUGAACUCUAACUUAAAAAAAACAACAAAAAAACGAAGCAAGUCUGUGGCCUUUGCCCCAUUGUCUUGGCUAGUUCUAAAACACUAGACGCCAACCAUGAGCUUUUCGUUCUUUUCAUCAUUGCUAAAACAGUAGAUGCACAGGAUUGUGGAAAAGUCUUCGAUGUAGUGGAAAUGGGUGUGGUUUUUGCACUGACAUUCCAGCUAAACCUGUAGUUUUCUCGUGGAGAGGGUUCAGUUAAAGUCAACUCUAGGCAGGGAACUCAGUGUUUCAAGAGCGACUGUCUUAAAGUGGCUCUCAUUACAUCGCCUGAUUUCAAAUAACUGACAACUUUAUUGCCUUAAAGGAACCAGCCAGAUCAUUCACUCUGUGGUCUGAGACAGUCAGCAGGUCCGAUAGAUUUUUCUAUCUGCGUACCUAGUACAUCCUAAGUACAUGGCGUGGGAAGUUCCUCCAAUGUGAACGCGAAGGCCACACCUGUUCCCAUGCAUCGAUUUGUGUGUGUGGGGGGGGGGGUCGACGAUCUGUUUGAGGGGUGGGUGGCUUUUCUCUGUGAUGUGUUCAUCAAUUUAGAAAGGUACAAUUUGUGCGCAGACAACCUCGCACAACGGCCCACAUGGCACAACAGCCCACACAAUUCUUCCUCCGACCACUACUGAAAACCCAGUGUUUUAGAGCCACAGCCAAAGGCCAUGAACCUGACGAGUCCUGGUCAAACGGAUGGAGAACACAUUGGUCCAUAACCUCUCAAGAUUACUCUUGACAUUUUUUGCAUUGUUUUUUUAAAUGUAGAUUGGUUAAAAUUGUACAGAACUUUAUUUUUAUUUCUUCUAGAAGUUACAUUUCAUAUGCCUAUAAAUAUAUAUAUAUAUUACAAUUUUAAAGAUAAGGUUAUAUAUUUUUUUCUAUAGUAUGACUUGAGCAAAUCUCUCGGUGAGUUGCAGUGCACUGCUGAUUGUCAGUGCUCUCCGCUUGUAGUGCAGUUUAACAGUAUUGAAAAUAAGAUUAACUAGUCUUUUGGGCAAGGAGGAAUGUGCACAUAAGCAUGAUUUCAUAACAUACCACAUUGUACACUGCAACUAAAAGGCCAAGGAUCUAACAUGUAAGAUGCAUAUAUGUCUGUACGUCACCAAACUAUAAAUGAAAUUAUAUAUAUGUGCAGAUAUUGUUUAUUGGUACAGUGUGUACAUAUUGGCUCACUGCACCAACAGUUAAGUAUUUGCUAAUUUUACUACCUUCAUUAUGUGUAUGUAGGGACACAUUAGGGCAUAUAUGUUCUACAGAAUAAGGUUAAAUGCAAAUUAUAUUUUAUGAUUAAUGGCCUUCAUGUGUCAUGUGGCCAAAGCACUGAUACUAUAUAUUUGCUGUAAAGAGAAUUAAGAGUUUUAUUUUCUGAUAUUAAAAGUUACUUAAUAAAGGCAGUUUCAUUCUAAAAAAAAAAAAAA